AUGGAAAUUGACGACAAUCUCUUCUCAUCCUCAAUCACAACGGAAUCAAUGGAAGGCCCUGAUUCUACCUCAGAGGAAUUCCAUGACUGUUCAGUUAGACUGAGAAUGAACCCAGAAAGGCGAAAAGAAAAGGUUUACAUUGGAUGUGGUGCUGGUUUUGGGGGUGAUCGUCCAUUAGCGGCGUUCAAAUUGCUUCAGAGGGUGGAGGAGUUAGACUAUAUAGUUCUUGAGUGCCUAGCAGAACGCACCCUUGCCGAACGUUACCAAGCAAUGAAGUCUGGUGGAAAAGGAUACGAUCCUCGGAUUUCGGAGUGGAUGCAACUCCUAUUGCCUGCGGCCCUGGAGAAAGGAAUUUGUAUAAUCACAAACAUGGGUGCAUGUGAUCCAUAUGGGGCUCGAGAGGAAGUUAUAAAAACUGCCACCAAACUGGGUAUUAGCAUAAAUGUCGGUGUGGCACAUCAGUUUGCUAUUGAUGACGAAGGUUUGGAUGAUCACCUGAAGAACAUUGAUGGUGCUGCAAGUGUCUAUCUGGGAGCAGCUCCACUCGUCCAAUGUCUAGAGAAGUACAAACCAAAUGUUGUUAUUACUUCCCGGGUUGCUGAUGCAGCCUUGUUUCUAGCACCAAUGGUUUAUGAGCUUGGUUGGAACUGGGAUGAGUAUCAGCUGCUUGCCCAAGGUACAUUAGCUGGCCACUUGCUUGAGUGUGGUUGCCAGCUUACAGGAGGAUAUUAUGUACAUCCAGGUGAUAAGCAAAGAGACAUAUCUCCUGAAAAACUUUUAGAUUUGUCCCUUCCAUUUGCUGAAGUUUGGUUUGAUGGAAGAGUAUGUGUUGCAAAAGCAGAAGGAAGUGGUGGGGUUUUGAAUUCAAGCACAUGCGCUCAACAACUUCUUUAUGAAGUUGGGGAUCCUAGUGCUUAUAUUACUCCUGAUGUGGUUAUAGACUUACGAGAAGUUUCAUUUCAACAAUUGUCAAAUGAUCAAGUCCUCUGCUUUGGAGCAAAGCCAUCUGCUGAGCCAUUACCUGAUAAACUUUUGCUGCUAGCCACAAAAGACAAAGGCUGGAAAGGCUGGGGAGAAAUAUCCUAUGGGGGCUGCAAAUGUAUUGAACGUGCCGCUACUGCUGAAUUUUUGGUAAGAUCAUGGAUGGAAGAAACAUUCCCCAGCACAAAGAAUCACAUAGUAUCCUAUAUUAUUGGCCUGGAUAGCUUACACGUGAUGUGCAAGACAAAUAGAAUGAUCCAAACUAGUGAAGAUAUUAGAUUGCGGAUGGAUGGCUUAUUUGAAGAAGAGAAACAUGCAAUCCAACUUACAAAAGAGUUCACAGCCUUAUAUACAAAUGGUCCAGCUGGUGGUGGUGGUAUCAGCACUGGUUACAAGAAAGAGAUUAUACUUGAAAAGGGAUUGAUUGGACGCCAGUACAUCACUUGGCAUAUUUCAGCUGCAAGAAAUGGCACAAAGGGCUCCAGUGAUCUGAUUCCUAGACGUAAAGAUGUGGAAAAGACGUCUAUGAGUCACGGUUUGGACUCAAGACUACUAUCAGCUGAAUAUCAGGAACUUUUAGCAUCAACUGGUUUUCCAGCUCCUUCUGGGCGGGAUAUUCCUCUCUAUGAUGUUGCUCAUAGCAGGGCUGGUGAUAAAGGAAAUGACCUUAAUUUUUCCAUUAUUCCAUACUUCCCACCAGAUAUUAAUAGGUUGAAGCUGGUCAUAACACCGGAGUGGGUGAAAGCGGCUGUUUCGGAGCUUUUAGACCAAUCUUCUUUUCCUGAUUUAGAUUCUAUUGCAAGAAGAAACUCGUGGAUCGCAGAAAAUGUUAAGGUUGAAAUAUAUGAAGCAAGGGGAAUUCAUUCUUUAAAUGUUGUAGUUCGUAAUAUUCUAGAUGGUGGAGUUAAUUGCUCAAGGAGAAUUGAUAGGCAUGGGAAAUCCAUAUCAGAUCUCAUAUUGUCCCAGCUAGUUAUAUUGCCUCCUUGA
This is a messenger RNA of Oldenlandia corymbosa var. corymbosa, 1968 nucleotides long. NCBI's taxonomy places the organism in Eukaryota, Viridiplantae, Streptophyta, Magnoliopsida, Gentianales, Rubiaceae. The record is from the annotation of a GenBank genome assembly.